Molecule: messenger RNA, 355 nt
Organism: Meloidogyne enterolobii
Lineage: Eukaryota; Metazoa; Nematoda; Chromadorea; Rhabditida; Meloidogynidae
Source: the annotation of a GenBank genome assembly
UCACUCAAGUCCGGUCUCUACUUUUUACCAAUAAUUCUCUCAAUUUAUUAUUCUUAAUUAUUCCAAAAAUGUCUAAACCUUUUUAUAUUACUUUAAAAGAACUCAGAUUGGUAAGCGCCCUUUCUUCCUUCAUUUUUCUUCACAUCCUCAAAAUUAAAAUUUUUUUAAAAUUCAAUAAAUUCUUUUUUUUAAUGAUAAACCUUUCAUGCAUAGUCAUACUUUUCCUUAAAUUUUUUCAAUUUUCUUACCUUUUUUCACUAUUCACUCACAUCAUUUUUACAUUUAUUACUGUAUUUUUGGACUGACUGAUUUUGAAGCAUUUUUACACUUUUUUAAUAAAAAAGGAAAUUAUUUU